GGGAAUGUUGGUGCUGUUUGACUGAUUUGUGACUAUCAUUGGCACCGUGAAUUUUUAUCAACUCAAUGGCAUUUUCUUUUUAUGCUUUUAGAUUUCUACCUGGACAAGGACUGGUACUAUAUCCACAGAUAGGAGACAAAUUGGAUAUUAUAUGCCCCAAAGUGGACUCUAAAGCUGUUGGCCAGUAUGAAUAUUAUAAAGUUUAUAUGGUUGAUAAAGACCAAGCAGACAGAUGCACUAUUAAGAAGGAAAACACCCCUCUCCUCAACUGUGCCAAACCAGAUCAAGAUGUAAAGUUCACCAUCAAGUUCCAGGAGUUCAGCCCUAACCUCUGGGGUCUGGAAUUUCAGAAGAACAAGGAUUACUACAUUAUAUCUACAUCAAAUGGGUCUUUGGAGGGCCUGGAUAACCAGGAGGGAGGGGUGUGCCAGACAAGAGCCAUGAAGAUCCUCAUGAAAGUUGGACAAGAUGCGAGUUCUGCUGGAUCAACCCGGAAUAAUGAUCCAACGAGACGACCAGAACUAGAAGCUGGUACAAAUGGAAGAAGUUCAACAACAAGUCCCUUUGUAAAACCAAAUCCAGGGUCUAGCACAGACGGCAACAGCGCCGGACAUUCGGGGAACAACAUCCUGGGUUCCGAAGUGGCCUUAUUCGCGGGGAUCGCGUCAGGAUGCAUCAUCUUCAUCGUCAUCAUCAUCACCCUGGUGGUGCUGCUGCUCAGGUACCGGCGGAGACACCGCAAGCACUCGCCGCAGCACACGACCACGCUGUCGCUCAGCACGCUGGCCACGCCCAAGCGCGGCGCCAACAACAACGGCUCGGAGCCCAGCGACAUCAUCAUCCCGCUGAGGACUGCGGACAGCGUCUUCUGCCCGCACUACGAGAAGGUCAGCGGGGACUACGGGCACCCGGUGUACAUCGUGCAGGAGAUGCCGCCGCAGAGCCCGGCCAACAUCUACUACAAGGUCUGAGCGCCUCGGGCCGCACCUGCGCCUCACCGGAGCGCGCCCCUGCGCCGGGGCACUGACUGCGGCCCCCGCCCCGGGCCUGGGGCCUGCCCAGCCGGACAGCGGACCGAGCCCCGUCGCGUCUCGGCCCCAGCGGACACAGACACUGGCUGGAAACUGGAGGCCGUGCGGGGCGGCCCCUCGGACCGCCGGGCCGCCCGCCACCUCCGCAUCCUCAGGCCUCUGCGGGAUUGGCGCGUGGCCAGGACUGGCCCCCGGACCGGGCUGCUAGGCUCCCCGGCCGUCCCCGCAAUCCCGUCCCCCACCCAGCCCGGGCCAGCGCGGGGGCCCUCACUCCACGCCCGCGACACCGCCCUCCACCAGCUCCGGCGGCUCAGGGCUGCUGCCUCGGAAGCUAAACUCACUUAGGUAGCACAGCACUUUGGUCUUUGAAGAGGCAGGCAGGAGUCAGGCUGACGCAGCGCCUCGCGGUGCAUGGGGGAUUCACUGUUAUCGAGGAGCCACGUGGCAGGGAGACGGGCCCUGGGCGCUCCGUGGAGCCCAGGGGAGCGGGGCCCCAGGCGGCCGGGCAGGACCUUGUGGUACUGGCAAUAAGCAGCCCCGGAGCUGUCCGGAGCACACCCAGCUGCUAUACUUACCACGUUUCAUGAAACAGGGAGAGCGUUGAGGAGAGCAGCAGAGAGCCAAAUCUGACCUAGAAGUGGGGAAGCCGGAGGGCGACCAGGCCGUGAGGCCAUGCCCCUGGACUCGAGGACAGACGCCUCGUGUGGCACAGGCAGGUCCGAGCCCCCUGGCCCGCCCCCUCCCCGCCGCUCGCUGGCCCGGGGGUGCUGGCCAGGUGAGGCCUGUGCGGGGGCCGCUGGCCAGGUGGGACGCACGAGGCCUGGAGGAGGGCAGGGCGUAUUUAUAGUAGGUGUACAGAACACGAGGGAUAGAAGAGGAGAGAUUUCUACUAAUAUAUAUUGUAAGAUUGCACACAGUACACACCAGAAGAUGUGAAAUUCGCUUGUGGCGAUGAAGCGAUUCCCAACGCUCAGUGCUUUUAGAAAACAAAUAAAAGUAAUAAUAAAAUUGGGCCGUCACUUCUGGGCACAACAACAUCACUCUAAAAAUAACAGUAUCGAGAGCAAACACAAAAAUAGCAAGAGUCCUCAGAAGGCAUCUGCACCACCUAGACUAGAAAAUGCAGGCCCCGGCGUGGGCCUGCCCUCGCCUUAGGGGCUCGUGUGCUCGGGGUCUGGUCGCAAGUUCAGCUCUGGCUCCCUCCUGGGAAACAGGAAGAGGAAACAAGAAACCUACUUUUUUAUGUGCUAUGCAAAAUAGACAUCGUUCACGUAGUCCUGUUACUAUGGUAACGCUUUGCUUUCUGAACUGGGGUGGGGGUGGGGGUGGAGAUGUAGCAACAGCAUUUUGAGGUUCUCAGACCUCCAGCCGUCGCAGAAAUAAUUAUCCCCUCUAUUUCCUGAACCUGAAAAUGAUGUUGGUCCAAAGUGUGUGCGUGUGUGUAUGCGUGGGUGUGUGGCAUACGUGUGUACGUAUAUGUAUAAUAUAUAUCCACAGUAUAUAUAUUAUAUAUAUAAAAAUCUCCUGUUUCUGCGGAGGGUUGCCAUGGUGACCAGCCACAGUGCAUAUGUGAGUCCUCGCAGCACCCCACCUCUGCUUCCCCUGCACUCCUACCAAGAUUUCCUUGGAAGCCAUCAAAAGUCACUCUUAGGACGCGGGAGAGGGCCCAGAGGGAGGACAUGGGAAAUAGUCUGAUUUUAAUGAAAUCAAACGUACAUGUCAUCGGUUGGCUAGGUUUUGGUCAUGUGCUAAACUGUGAAAAGUCAGAUGAGUUGAUGAAGAGUUACCUGCAACCAAUCGAAAAGUGUUCUGUGCGUCUGUUUUUGUGUCUGGUGCAGACUAUGACAAUCUACCAACUGUCCCUUUCUUUGAAGUUGGUUCGGCUUUGGAAAGUUACUGUAAAUGCCUUGCUUGUAGUUUCAUCCCUAGUCACCUGACUCUGGAAUUUGCACCAUCCUGUUUAAGUGAAGAUGCUGUAAAUAGGUUCAGAUUUUACUGUAUAUGAAUUUGGGGUGUUACAGUAGCCUUAUUCACCUUUUUAAUAAAAAAAUACACAUGAAAACAAGACAGAAAUGGCUUUUCUUACCCAGAUUGUGUACAUAGAGCAAUGUUGGUUUUUUAUAAAGUCUAAGCAAGAUGUUUUGUAUAAAAUCUGAAUUUUGCAAUGUAUUUAGCUACAGCUUGUUUAACGGCAGUGUCAUUCCCCUUUGCACUGUAAUGAGGAAAAAAAUGGUAUAAAAGGUUGCCAAAUUGCUGCAUAUUUGUGCCGUAAUUAUGUACCAUGAAUAUUUAUUUAAAAUUUCGUUGUCCAAUUUGUAAGUAACACAGUAUUAUGCUUGAGUUAUAAAUAUUUUUUUCCUUUCUUUGUUUUAUUUUAAUAGCCUGUCCUAGGUUUUUAAACCUGCUUUAGUUCCACAUCACAGUUAGCCCCCAGAAGAUGAAAUCCGUGAGGUCACAUUCCACGUCUGUUUCAAACUGAAUUUGUUCUUAAAAAAAUAAAAUAUUUUUUUCCUAUGGAAAAAGCGCCUUCAAAGUA
This is a messenger RNA of Oryctolagus cuniculus (rabbit), 3567 nucleotides long. Lineage: Eukaryota; Metazoa; Chordata; Mammalia; Lagomorpha; Leporidae. The record is from RefSeq and is a predicted model, not a curated record.